CGUUAGCUGAAACAGGAAGAGGCGAAGAGAUGCCCGAGGUGAAGAGCAGAAAACUUGUGCUGGGUGUUUCAUUCUAAACGAUUUGGUGGCAAGAAGAUCGUCUCCUUUCAACAGGAACAAAGAAUUGACUGAGGAUGACUCUGCAGUGGACCGCCGUAGCACUCUUCCUGUACAUAGAGAUCGGAAUCCUCGUCAUCCUCUGCCUGCCCUUCAUUUCUGCCCAAAGAUGGCAGUCCAUUUUCAAAUUGAACAUCUGGAACAAAGUGGCCCGCUUCUGGAAUAAAGGCUUCCUGACUAUGAUAAUAAUCCUCAUUGUUCUCUUCCUUGAUGCUGUGCGGGAAGUGCGGAAGUAUUCGGGGGCGGAGCAUGGUAAAGACGCCAAGCUGCACCCCAAUAUGUUCGAUCACCUGCACAUGAAGCUGUUCCGCGCCCAGAGGAAUCUCUACAUCUCGGGCUUCUCUCUCUUCCUCUGGCUCGUCAUGAGGCGGGUCAUCACCUUGAUUAACCAGCUGGCCACAGCCAUUGGCACCGGCACCGCAUUGCAGACCCAGGCAGACAGCGCCAAUGAGGCGGCCAAGAAGUACAUGGAGGACAACGAGCACCUGAAACAGGCUCUGGAAGAGGGCAAGGGUGAGAAGAAGACUGGGGAGGGCAGUGAGGCUCUGAAAAAGGAGGUGACCAGGCUGGUGGAGGAGCUGGCGACCUCAAACAACGCUCUGAAAAAGUCUCAUGCUGAAGCUGAGGCCAUGAGGAAGCAAGUAGAAGGCCUGACCCAAGAGUAUGACCGACUCCUCCAAGAGCACCAGAAGCUACAGAACCUUCAGCAAGACGCAGGAGACAAAAAGGACCAGUAGACGAGUGAGCAGUGCGCGGUCAAAGGAGAGACCGAAAGGACCGCACACGGUCCCGUUUCCCAUGCACCCCAGAUGUGACCACAACACACACCACCGAGGAACACCUUCACCUGGAUCCAGCCAUUCACAUAACAAAACGUCUGGGGAGACGCGUCCAGAGAAUGCUUACUCUUAAAAUUGUACCAAUCCAGCUUCCAUACUUGUACAAACACACUGCAUACAAUUUCCAAAGGUUACUGUAACGAUACUGAUGUGUUCAGGUGAUAAGAGAAUGUUAGGGUUUUUUUAUAUAUAUAUGUAUCUGAUGUGUAUUGUUUGUAUGUGAUGGUGAAACGCAAGCACCCGCACGCACGCUUUGAGCCCCCUGACACUUUGGCCUGCUGUUUCAGCUCGCCUAUCACUGAGAUUAUUGCACUUGGUCUUCGAUGAGCGCCAGCGAUCGCAUGGUUUUCUGGAAUUUCACAGCUUGCUUGCGUGGCGCUCGCUGUGAAUUUGGUUCGGCCCGAAACGCAGCGUUUGCCAGCGGAAGCGUUGCGUUCUCGCGUUCUCGCGUUCGCACGUUUGAUCUGUUGGAUUGCGGGUGCGAUCUCACAGAGGCACGACCGCGAGCUCAGCCCGCUGGCACCGCCGCCUGGGGCCUGCACUUGUUGUCCAGUUCUCUGUUGAGGUUUUGCUUUCAAAGUUUGACAUUUUCACUGGGUCAGCGUAAGUGUUCCCUGAUCUUCAGACAGUGAAAAUCGGUGAUAAUGUUCAUUUGUUUUCCUGCUUUUAAAAUGUUCUCAAAAUGUGAAAAAAGUGAACUUUUGCCAAUGUAAAGUUAAAGGACCGUUUCCUAGGUUGCUCAUUUCAUUGUUCUGUUGAAAUGUAUGAUGUUGUAAAGCAGCAGGCAGAGCUUGGCACCCUUAUCAGUCUGUCUCACUGACCGAAAACCACUGCAGCGGGGACCCACCAUGCAUGUUGAUUGGCAUCUGUUUUAAUUUGUUAAAUCUGUUCAUUUGGAUUGAGUGGAUGAUAUUGUGUUAUGCUGUCUUUGGAGAAUGGGCGAGAGCGAAGAUGAGCAGCCCUGAUCCUGGACUGCUGAAGGUGUCUUGGUUUGGCUUGGUUUACAAGCUCCUGAUUGCAGAAUGUGGUCAGUGGUUGCAGUAAAUUAUGCUGGUGACUUUGUGCCUUUGGUGAAAUGCGCAGUGCCUCUGUUGGACAGGGGUUGGAGUGGCGGUUCCCCAGUCCCUGACAGAGGAAGGACGGUGCGCUAGAGUGACCUCACAAGUGCCUGAAGACGCAGUGGCAAAUGUACCAGCACAGCAUGCAUAUCCGUGUACAUUUUUGUUUAGAGAAAUAAGCGACGAGCACUUAAAAUGAACCAUAGCUGGUUUA
Messenger RNA from Megalops cyprinoides (Indo-Pacific tarpon), 2228 nucleotides. RefSeq names its product B-cell receptor-associated protein 29-like. The transcript has 9 exons. NCBI's taxonomy places the organism in Eukaryota, Metazoa, Chordata, Actinopteri, Elopiformes, Megalopidae. The coding region runs from base 135 to 854 and encodes 239 amino acids. The record is from RefSeq and is a predicted model, not a curated record. Gene Ontology annotation, cellular component: endoplasmic reticulum; endoplasmic reticulum membrane. Gene Ontology annotation, biological process: endoplasmic reticulum to Golgi vesicle-mediated transport; intracellular protein transport.